AUGCCUCCCCAUUCACAACUGAGACGGCGGGUCCAAAAUCAACCCACAGCAGCCGGGGUCAUACCAUACGAGCGCCAUCCCCCGGCACGUAUCCCGUCCACCCGUGGAUACCACCUGGCCAUCUCCAUCUUUAUAGUGGGCGCCAUCAUCCUCUAUGCUCAAAAGCAGACAAACCUUGUCCGAAAUGCUUUCCCUCCCCGCCGAUAUACUGCGCUCGGAGAAGAAGGGGGUGAUUUACCGGAUCUCUACGCCAUCUGCUCGAAACAAAAUGGCAAAAGCGUAUUGACGGUGCCCUUUGACUAUGAAGGUGAUGGUGAUGAAGAAGGCGUGGGUAGAGCCGACUGUGUGGUGGUGAUUGAUGGAGAGGUUGUAGAUGCGGGUGGUCUUAAGAAGAUGAGACGAAAGUGGGUUACGGAUACGUACCCGAAACCUAUCAGCGAGGCCAUGAGGAUCAUUGAUAUUCCUCCUGGACGUACAGUUACUCCUGGCUUCAUCGACUCUCACGGCCACCCCCUCGUCUAUGGGCACUCGCGGCAACUGCAGCUCCAUGGGUCUCGUUCCGUCGCCGAGGUCAUUGAGAAGGUUGAGGCGUUUGUUCUGGCCCACCCAGAAGAGGUCAAGGAGGGCAAAUGGAUCCAGGGUCUUGGCUGGGACCAAAAUCUCUGGGACGACAAGGAGUUCCCUACCGCCAGCGACCUCGACAAAUCAGACAUCCUCCGAGGCCUUCCAAUCAGCCUGUCAAGAGUCGACUUCCAUGUUGAGUGGGUUUCCUCUGCCAUCUUGACCCGCCUGGGUAAAGUCAGGGACGUCUCCGGCGGCACCGUCGUACGCGAUGAGAAGGGCAAGCCCACUGGCGUCUUUAUUGAUAAUGCUAUCAACCAGCUCGCUGCCAUUCGACCUGCAUGGACGGACGAUGACAGAGAAAGAUUCCUGAAUGUGAUGCUGAAGGACGCUCUGAAGGGUGGUCUCACUGGAGUUCAUGAUGCGCAAGGGUUUGAGAAGGAUCAGAAGUUCUGGAGAAAGAUGGCCAAGCAAGGCAAGCUUCCUAUCAGGUUCUACAACAUGCUCUCGUGCGAAGGGCGUGACUAUUGCGGCGACGAUAUCAAACCCUACGACGACUUUGACAACCACUACACCCUUCGCGCUGUCAAGCUCUUUGGCGACGGUGCUCUCGGCUCCAGGGGUGCGGCGCUGAUUGAUGAUUAUACCGACAAGCCGGGAUGGAAGGGCAUGAUGCUGAAAGAUGAGAAUAUCUGGAACGAUCUGAUUAAAAAGUGGUACAAUGCUGUAACUAACAUAUGGCAGAAUGUUCACACCAUCGGUGACCGGGCCGGCAAAGUAGUGCUGGAUGCUAUCGCGGGUUCGACCAACGACCCCGUUGCUCGCCGAGACGCCAGAUUCAGACUUGAACAUUCGCAGAUCUUGACCCAGGAGGAUAUCAAGCGAGCAGCGUACAUGGGUGUGAUUGCUAGCGUCCAGCCUACGCAUGCUACCAGUGAUAUGUGGUACGCUGAAGACCGGCUUGGUCCUGAACGUAUCAAGGGCGCUUACGCCUGGCGCUCGUACCUCAACGAAUCUGGUAUCAUCACCCUCGGCUCCGACUUUCCCGUGGAAUCCAUUGACCCUCUGCACACCUUCUACGCCGCGGUCACUCGCUUAUCGGUGGAUGGAACAUCGCCCCAUGGAAAGGAAGGAUGGUACAAGGAACAAAAGCUGGAGAGAUGGGAAGCUCUGAGAGGACUUACUGUUGGAGGGGCAUUCGCGUCGUUCAGCGAAGAUAGAAUCGGAUCCCUGACAGAGGGCAAGAGGUUCGAUGCUGUUGUCUGGGAUCGUGAUCUCUUGACGGUACCGGAGGAUGAGAUCUUGGAUGCCAAGGUCAAGGCUGUCAUUGUGGACGGUCAACUUGUAUAUGGUUCGAUCUGA
Messenger RNA from Cryptococcus wingfieldii CBS 7118, 1923 nucleotides. Its product is annotated as amidohydrolase. Lineage: Eukaryota; Fungi; Basidiomycota; Tremellomycetes; Tremellales; Cryptococcaceae. The coding region runs from base 1 to 1923 and encodes 640 amino acids. The record is from RefSeq and is a predicted model, not a curated record. Gene Ontology annotation, molecular function: hydrolase activity, acting on carbon-nitrogen (but not peptide) bonds. The transcript is spliced from 9 exons.